GGGUAGUUCUGCACUGCCAUUGACAUUUGUUGACAGUAACGGAAGAAACAGCUGUGGUGCUAAGGUUUGAAGUUACAGUUUCCCUUGUGUGAGUGAGCACUAAAGAAAAGCUGAAGUUAAAGAACCACACAAGAAUUGCUACGAAAUUUCAUUGAUGUAUACUGAUUUUAAACAAGAAUAUUUGGGAUGCCACUAUUUGGUAUAGAUUGUACUCGAUCAAAACUUCAAGAGGAAGAGAGAUCUUUAAAGGCAAAUGACAGAAAUUUCAAUAUGAAAUUCCAUUAUGUGAACAAUCGAAUUAAAACGUCCAAAUAUAACAUUUUCACAUUCUUGCCAAUCAACUUGUUUGAACAGUUCCAACGAAUUGCCAAUGCUUAUUUUUUAUUUUUACUUGUUUUACAGCUUAUUCCACAAGUAUCAUCUCUGUCUUGGUAUACCACAGUUGUACCCUUAAUGCUGGUGUUGAUAAUAACGGCAGUGAAAGAUGCCAUUGAUGAUUAUAAUCGUUACAAGAGUGACAACCAAGUCAACAAUCGAGAGGUUAUGAUUCUAAUGGAUGGGGAGUUGCAGAGAGAAAAAUGGAUGCAUGUUGAGGUGGGCAAUAUAAUUAGGAUGGAGAAUAACCAGUUUGUAACUGCAGACUUGCUAUUAUUAACAAGUAGUGAACCAUACGGCCUGACUUACAUAGAGACAGCAGAGCUUGAUGGGGAAACAAAUCUGAAGGUUAAGCAGGCAUUAACCGUGACAUCAGACAUGGGUGACCACACACAGGAUUUGGCAUCUUUUGAUGGUGAGGUUAGAUGUGAAGCACCCAAUAAUAGGCUGGAUAAAUUUAAAGGAACACUUACCUACAAAGGAAACAAGUAUCCAUUAGAUAAUGAAAAAAUACUAUUACGUGGGUGCACUUUGAGGAAUACGGAAUGGUGUUAUGGACUUGUCAUCUUUGCAGGGCAAGACACAAAACUAAUGCAGAAUAGUGGAUUAUCAGCUUUUAAGCGAACUAAUAUAGAUCGACUGAUGAAUAUUCUCGUUUUGUGGAUUUUUGGCUUCCUCAUCAUCAUGUGUACAGUUCUGGCUAUUGGAAAUAGUAUCUGGGAAUCUCAGAAAGGGUACUACUUUCAGGUCUACUUGCCAUGGGACAGUGAUACGCCAAAUGCUUCAUUUUCUGGAUUUCUAAUGUUCUGGUCAUAUGUGAUCAUUCUGAAUACCGUUGUCCCAAUAUCCCUUUAUGUCAGCAUUGAAGUUAUACGCUUGGGCAGCAGCUUCUACAUUGGUUGGGAUUCCAAAAUGUACUACCCAAAGAAGGACACUCCUGCAUUAGCCCGUACAACAACAUUAACUGAGGAGCUUGGACAAAUCCAGUAUAUUUUUUCUGAUAAAACAGGGACCCUGACACAGAAUAUCAUGAUAUUCAACAAGUGCACAAUUAAUGGCAAAAUGUAUGGUAAGGAAUUGCAAGAAAAAACGGAGAAGGUGGAUUUUUCAUUUAAUCCUAUGGCCGACCCAAAAUUUAUGUUCUAUGACCACAGUCUCCUGGAAGCUGUUAAAAUUGGUGAUCCUGAAGUCCAUGAAUUUUUUCGUCUGCUUUCACUUUGUCAUACAGUGAUGCCUGAAGAAAAGCAGAAAGGUGCCCUAAUGUAUCAGGCUCAGUCUCCAGAUGAAGGUGCACUUGUCACUGCAGCAAGAAAUUUUGGCUUUGUUUUCUUGUCCCGUACUCCUGAGACAAUAACUCUAGUUGAAAUGGGUAAAACUGUAGUCUAUCAAUUGCUUUCUAUUCUGGACUUUGAUAAUGUGAGGAAAAGAAUGUCUGUCAUAGUUCGGCAUCCUGAUGAGAAACUGUAUUUGUACUGUAAGGGGGCUGACACCAUUGUGUUUGAGAGACUUAAUUCUGCAUCUCAGCAUUUAAGAGACAUAACCACUACACAUCUCGAUGAAUUUGCAGGUGAUGGUUUACGCACAUUAGCCUUGGCAUAUAAAGAAUUAAAUGAAAUAUAUUUUACAAACUGGCAACAACGGUACCAGGAAGCAAGUACUGCAUUAGAAAACCGUGAAGAACAACUGUCUGAAUUGUAUGAAGAAAUUGAAAAAGACUUAACGUUAUUAGGUGCUACAGCAGUUGAAGAUAAACUCCAAGAUGGUGUUCCACAGACAAUUGCAACACUUUCAAAAGCAAAUAUCAAGAUUUGGGUCCUUACAGGUGACAAACAAGAGACAGCUGUAAAUAUUGGCUACGCAUGUAAUAUGCUGAAUGAAGACAUGAAAAACAUAUUCAUCAUUGAAGGCAACAAUUCAGAAGAAGUACGUGUAGAACUGAGAAAAGCUUCAGCAAUAAUGAAAAAGGAGGACCAAACAGAAAUCAGCAUCAAGCAGCCAAAGAAACCAAUUGUCAUACCUGAAGAAAACGUUGAUGGGGAGUAUGGGCUAGUGAUCAAUGGAGACUUACUGGCAUAUGCUUUGGAAGACAUGGAAUUAGAAUUCCUAAAAACAGCUUGUCUUUGUAAAACAGUUAUCUGUUGUCGUGUAACACCCCUUCAGAAAGCUCAAGUGAUAGAACUGGUGAAAAAGUACAAAAAAGCCAUAACAUUGGCAAUUGGAGAUGGUGCAAAUGAUGUAAGCAUGAUCAAAGCUGCUCACAUUGGAGUUGGUAUAAGUGGUGAAGAAGGAACACAGGCUGUCCUUUCAAGUGAUUUCUCCUUUGCUCAAUUUCGUUAUCUGCAGCGUCUGUUAUUAGUCCAUGGAAGGUGGUCAUAUUUUCGCAUGUGCAGAUUUCUCAGUUACUUCUUCUAUAAAAAUUUUGCCUUCACAUUUGUUCACUUUUGGUAUGGAUUUUUCUGUGGAUUUUCAGCACAGACUGUGUAUGAUGAAUGGUUUAUUACGUUGUACAAUUUAGUGUAUACAUCUCUUCCUGUAUUAGCAAUGAGUCUGUUUGAUCAGGAUGUUAAUGACCGCUGGAGUAUGGCAUAUCCUCAACUUUAUGAACCUGGACAGUUUAAUCUUUAUUUCAACAAAUUGGUUUUUGUGAAAUGUAUUAUCCAUGGAGUUUAUAGUUCCCUGGUUCUUUUUUUUAUUCCAUAUGGUUCCCUAUUUGAAGCAGUGAGAGAUGAUGGAGAGACAGUAUCUGACUAUCAGUCUUUUGCUUUAAUUGCUCAGACAUGUUUGCUUGUGGCCGUUACUCUGCAGAUCGCACUGGAUACAUCAUUUUGGACAGCUAUCAACCAUUUCUUUAUCUGGGGAAGUCUUGCUGUCUACUUUGCAAUUACUUUUACAAUGUACAGCAAUGGCAUGUAUCUGAUGUUUCCAACUUCAUUUCCUUUUAUUGGUACUGCAAGGAAUGCCUUGAACCAACCACAUGUAUGGCUGACCAUCUUUCUGUCAGCAGUAAUGUGUGUCCUGCCAAUUGUUAUUGUGAGAUACCUCAGCUCUGAGCUAAGACCUACGUCCAUUGAUAAACUGCAACAUAAAAUUAGGAAAAUCAAGACACUUCCUCCAAAACAAAUGGUUACACGCUUGAAACGACCCAGUGCACGGCGAUCUGCGUAUGCUUUUGCUCAUCAACGGGGUUUUGGUGCCCUCAUUACUUCAGGGAAGAACAUGCGAAUGGGGAAUAUCAACUUUAAGCCUUCGAAGACUGUCACAUAACUAAAUAUUGAACAGGAAAUAUAAAUCUGGUUUAAUAUAUGUAGCCACAUCGAAAUGAAACCAACUCUACAUGGGAAUGUGACAGAUGACUACUGGUAAAGGGAACAAUUAAUAUUUGUGCAUCUUAAAGUACUGACUGCACAAAUGCCAUCUUAUGUGAAUGUACAAGGUUUUGUGGCUCUAAACCUAAACAACACAAAAAUGAAAUCAAGAUGAAUUAUGCCUAAUUUAAAAUAUCAAUAAUAGAUCUUAAGGGGUCAACUUAUUUUUCACUUUUA
Molecule: messenger RNA, 3917 nt
Organism: Rhincodon typus (whale shark)
Lineage: Eukaryota; Metazoa; Chordata; Chondrichthyes; Orectolobiformes; Rhincodontidae
Gene: atp8b5b
Product: ATPase phospholipid transporting 8B5b
Exons: 27
Coding region: 187-3639 (1150 amino acids)
Biological process (GO): Golgi organization; phospholipid translocation
Cellular component (GO): plasma membrane
Molecular function (GO): ATP hydrolysis activity; ATPase-coupled intramembrane lipid carrier activity; magnesium ion binding
Source: RefSeq, a predicted model, not a curated record